Molecule: messenger RNA, 4025 nt
Organism: Moneuplotes crassus
Lineage: Eukaryota; Ciliophora; Spirotrichea; Euplotida; Euplotidae
Source: the annotation of a GenBank genome assembly
AUGGAUAGUUCGCAGGAACAGAAGGAAGCUAACUUCAACGACGAUUAUAAGAAUGCAACUUGGUGCUCAGAUUUGUUCUACAGCUGGGUCACCAACUUAAUCAUGUUUUCUCACAAGAAUAAGGGACUUGAAGGAAUAAGCCAAUGUAUCCAGAUGCCAGACAAGGACUCUUCAGAGAAUCUCUGUGAGAUAUUGGGAUCAAACAUGGAUAAAAUGAAAAAUAAAGGAAAUUUUAAUUAUAGAUGGAGUAUUGUCAAGCUGGUCAUUAAAACUCUGAAAUGGGAUGUAUUCAAAACACUCCUUUAUGGAAUAGCUGCUGAAAUGCUUCAAGUGGGCAACCUCUUCUUAAUUUCUUUCUACAUUGCCUGGAUUCAGGAUUCAGAUAGAGAGAACUGGCUUGGGUUCUUGCUGAGCUUAAUCAUUUCUAUAAAUGCCUUUGGAGCGUUAUCAAUUCGCCACAAGUUCUUAUUUUACUGUAGCAAGAUUGGAGUAAAUAUGAGGAAGUCUAUCUCAGCUUUGAUUUUCAAAAAGGUAUUAAAAUUCAAUCAAAAAGCAUUAGCUAAAGCAUCUGCAGGAAAGAUUAUUACUAUUAUUUGUGGAGAGCUGCAAGUAAUUGAGAAAGCUGUUACUCUUACUCCAUAUAUCAUCAUUGCUCCUUUUAGUGCAAUCCUAGCUUUCUCUCUGAUAGCCAUCGACUUUGGAGAAGCUGCUGCUUUAGGUUUUGUGUUAUUCAUUCUGAUGAUUGUCAGUCAGGCUUUGAUUUCAAAGACAACUGUGAAGUGGAAAUAUUUAGAAGGAGUUUACUCAGACAAACGUCUGAAAGUUAUUGCAGAUAUUAUCAAUGGGAUCAGAACUAUCAAGUGAUAUGCAUGGGAGGUCCCAUUCAAAAACCUUGUUUACAAGUGGAGAAAGAGUCAGCUCAGCAUGCUUAUUAAGAAUCACAUCGUUAAUGCCAUUGGAUCUGGAGUGUUUCUGAAUGGAGGGUUUGCAAUCGCACUUGUGAUAUUUUCAUAUCAUUGGGGAAUGGACAGAGAGUUUUCAUAUGAGAGAUCUCUUUCAACAAUUGCCUUACUAAGCUAUUUGUCUUUGUCAGCGAUUUUCUUCUCUUACAAUGCUAUAUCCAACUUUGCAACCUUCAUGGCAGUCAUGUUUAGAGUUGGAGAAAUUUUAGAAAUGGAUGAGUUCAACUACGAUUCUGCUCAAGACGACAAGUCUCUUCCUGAAGGAGUCAGAAUCAGGUUGCAAGACGCUUCAUUCACUUGGGGGUUCCACAUUCGAAAAACUGGCAAUAAAGACGAUUCUAAGGAUCAAGACAUAGAGCAUGAAGACAUAAACUUACAUUCACUCAACCUUGAAGCAUCUGAUGGUCAACUCAUUUGUAUUGUUGGAGCUGUUGGUUCUGGAAAAUCUUCUUUGUUACAUUCAUGAAUGCAUGAGCUCAAACUCAAAGGUGGUUACAUUUCAACCAAUGGCACAAAAGCUUAUGUUGAACAAGAACCAUUCAUCAUGUCAGGCACUGUCAAAGAUAACAUUCUGAUGGGAGACCAGUUUGACUCUGAGAGGUUUGACAAAGUCAUUGAAGCAUGCUGACUCGACCACGACAUUGCCAAUUUUCAAAGUGGCGUUGAUACCGAGAUUGGUGAGAGAGGGAUUACCAUCAGUGGAGGACAAAAGGCAAGGAUCAGUCUUGCCAGAGCUGUCUACUCAGAUGCUGACAUCUACUUGCUUGAUGACCCGCUAAGUGCUGUUGAUCCUGAUGUGGCUGCCAAGAUAUUUCAGAAGUGUAUCAAUGGAUAUCUCAAAGAUAAGUGCAGAAUCUUGGUCACUCAUCAAGUUCAGCAUCUGAAAGAUGAAAAAGAUAUCUGUGUUAUCGAAGGCAAUACCAUCAAGUAUCAAGGCUCAUACAGUGAGCUGAGAGACCAAGGCAUUGACUUCGACUCUAUUCUCAAAAAGUAUGAAGGCAAAGAUCAUAAAGAAGAAAGCAAAGCAGAUCAUAUGAUAGAUGUUGACGCUAUUAUUGGAGAUGAGCGAGAAACUGGAAAUCAAAGUUCUGAGUCAGAUGAAGAAGAGUCUGUUAAUGACAAACAAGACAAGGGAUUAUAUCUUCCAAAUAUCCACACAACAAAUGUAAAUGGUUUGAAUACAGAGGAUGCUAAUGAAGAAAUUGAAAAGAAGAAUUCAAGUCAGACGAUGGAUUUGAAUGAAACAAAGAAAAAUCUUUCUCAUCAAGCAAGUAAAAAUGGUAAGCCAAUAUAGAAGGAACAAAGAAAGGAGUCAUCCAAAAUGAAGUAAAGAUCAAGGGAAAGGUCAAACUACGUGAAUUCUUCAGCUUCUCAAGGUAUGGGAUUGGCAUCAUUGGAGUUAUUUUCAGCAUCAUCUUCUCCCUCUUGAGUUCAUGUUGCUUUAUAUCGGUGAAUCUAACAGUUGGCCAAUGGACUAGUGAUGGUCAAGAUGAUAAAUCACUAUGGUAUUCGCUAUUUAUUAUAUCUGUCUGCUUGUAUAUUCUUGUCAGCUUUCUAAGAGGACUGGCAGUUGUAGUCACGUCUUUGAGCUCUUCACAUAAAUUACACUUUAAAAUGGUUUGGAAGUUACUCAGAGCCAAGAUAGUACUAUUUGAUAGUAACCCGAUUGGAACUAUACUCACUCGAUUUGCAAAAGAUCUUGCUAUGACUGAUCAAUUCCUUCCAAAGAUGAUUAAUUAUUUGCUAAUCACUUUUACUAAGUGCUUCAUCCUAUUAGUAUUCAUUAUAAUCAUCGUCCCAUGGAACUUGGUUAUCUUGCUUCUUGUGCUCAUUCCAAUGUAUAUGAUUCGUAGAUGGACGAUCAUUGCUCAAAAUGAUACCAAGAGAUUUGAUGCAAUGAGCAAAGGCCCAUUGAAUACUAGAUAUUCGUCAGCUCUAGAUGGAAUCACAAGCAUUAGAGCAUAUAGGAGGCAAAAUUAUUUUAUUAAGGGAUUCAUGAAAGAUUCAGACCUGAAUGCUACCGCCAAGUUUACAUACGCUUCUGUAUUGAGAUGGUCAGGAAGCAGAAUUGAUCUGUGCGCUUGUCUUUUCGUUGCUGGAAAUUUGUUCAUGGUGUCAAUAUUGACUGCAUUCUUUGAUGUUUUUGACAAGAAGCUAGCCGCCCUCACUGUCCAGUUCUCCCUUGAAUUUGCUGUGAAUGCAACAGUAGCAAUUAGAUCUUAUGGUGAAAUUGAGAAUAUGUUUACAUGUGUUCAGAGAAUGAUGGAAUAUGCAAAUAUGGAGUCAGAAGAUAAACUUACCAAACAAAAUGAUCCAAAAGAUUUCCCUGAAACUGCUGAUAUAUUCUUCAGUGAUGUACAUAUGAGAUACCAACCUCAUUUACCCAAAAUUUUGAAGGGGCUCACAUAUCAUGUUAAAGAUGGAGAGAAAAUUGGAAUCAUUGGAAGAACUGGUGCUGGUAAAAGUUCAAUAGUGCAGACAAUCUUUAGACUAGUCGAAACUGAACCAGGCUCACAAAUAGUUAUUGGAGGCGAAGAUAUAAAAGACAUUGGCAUUCAUUGCCUUCGUAAUGCAAUUUCUUUUAUCCCUCAGUCCCCUUUCUUAAUUUCGUCUACAAUCAGAGCCAACCUUGAUCCCUUCGAAGUGUACUCUGACGAGCAGGUCUGGAGAGUUCUUGAAGAAGUCCAACUCAAAAAUUAUGUUCAAAGCUUGAAUGAUGGACUAGCUACUGAAGUCACAGACCAGAAUAUAUUCUCUGUUGGACAGAAGCAACUGAUCUGCUUAGCAAGAGCCAUUCUUCGUAACACCAAGAUCUUAGUGCUGGACGAAGCAACAGCCAAUGUAGACAUCGAGACAGACUCACUGAUCCAGAGAGCAAUCAGAGAGAAGUUUAAAGACUGCACAGUACUAACAAUCGCCCACAGAAUCGCUACAAUCAGCGAUUCAGACCAAAUCCUUGUUAUGGACGAUGGGAAAAUAAAAAAACAUGGAAAACCCAAUGAAAUCUUGUACAAAUUUUCAAGAAGAGAAGAGAAAUAGAAUAAAUAAUUAAUCUUACAAUGC